This is a messenger RNA of Galleria mellonella (greater wax moth), 630 nucleotides long. Its product is annotated as ADP-ribosylation factor-like protein 16. The transcript is spliced from 3 exons. Gene Ontology annotation, molecular function: GTP binding; GTPase activity. The coding region runs from base 43 to 600 and encodes 185 amino acids. Lineage: Eukaryota; Metazoa; Arthropoda; Insecta; Lepidoptera; Pyralidae. The record is from RefSeq and is a predicted model, not a curated record.
UCGAAGGCGUAUUUAUUUUAAUUUGAAAUUAAAAAAUCUGUCAUGGACGAUCAAGAGAAAAAAAUUAGCGCGCUUUGUUUGGGACCAAAGGGGUCAGGUAAAACAACUCUUAUGAAGAAAUUGCAAGACGCCGAAGGUAUAGACAAUACAUAUAGUCCUGUGUCGACAAUUGGAACAAAUAUUUACGACAUUUACUACUUGAACAAACAUGGGAAGAAACAAAUGUUGACUGUGAGAGAAGUUGGCGGCGAGAUGGCGCCACUGUGGAGUAAUUAUUUAGACGGAGUUAAUAAAGUUAUAUAUGUGGUAGAUACUUCAAACCUCUGUCAGAUAUCGGCCGCCGCGGUGCUACUCUAUACUUUGCUUGCCGAACCGCGCCUAAAAACCGCCAAGUUCAUGCUAGUUCUGAGCAAAAUGGACGCCGCGUACCGCCAAAUGCGUAACGAAGCGUUACUCAUGCUUCAAUACGCAAGGCUUAGAGCUGAACUCAAGAACGCGCCGAAGUUGCUUGAGGCUUCACCCCUGACUGGCGAGGGAAUUGACGAGCUGCGAGCAUUCCUCGCCGAAUCUAAGCAGACACCGCCAAAAGUUACUGCUUAGACACGGAACAAAUAAAAAAAAAUGUUUCUU